Molecule: messenger RNA, 2061 nt
Organism: Dama dama (fallow deer)
Lineage: Eukaryota; Metazoa; Chordata; Mammalia; Artiodactyla; Cervidae
Product: zinc finger protein 564-like
Exons: 4
Coding region: 167-418 (83 amino acids)
Biological process (GO): regulation of DNA-templated transcription
Source: RefSeq, a predicted model, not a curated record
CACCGCUCAGGUGAAGACCACCCUACUUUCGCCCGCCUCACUGGAGAAUGGUGUGUCUGUGGUUCAUGCUUCUUGGUGGAGUCGGCCCUGGUGUGUGUUGCACUCUGACUCAGCACUGGUCGUGGGAGCCGUGGGAAGGCCUCAGGGGGACCCGGGAAGCCUAAAAAUGGACUCAGUGGUCUUUGAGGAUGUGACUGUGAACUUCACCCUGGAAGAGUGGGCUUUACUGGAUUUUUCACAGAAGAAACUCUACAGAGAUGUGAUGGGGGAAACCUUCAGGAACCUGGCCUCAGUAGGAACAACAUGGGAAGAUCAUGACAUUGAAGAUCAGUACAGAAACCAGGGGGGAAAACUAAGAAGUCAUAGGCAGAGAGACUCUGUGAAGGUAAAGAGGAUAGUCCUUGAGGAGAAAACGUAAACCUUAUUCCAAAUCACAAUCCGAAGAAGAAAACUCUUCCCAGAGUAAGACCAUGGGGACACAAAGUAUGUGGAAAAGACCUCAUGCUUCAUUCCUCCCAUAAUAAGUCCACCAGAAGUCACAUUGUACACAAGCCAUAUGAGUAUCAGGCAAAUGGAGAGAAUAAAUGCAAAGUAUGCGGGAAAGCCUUUAGUUACCUGCAGUGUUUUGAAAAACAUAAAAGAAAUCACAAUGGAGAAAAAAACCUAUAAAGGUAAGAAAUGUGGGAAAGCCUUCAUAUGGCUCAAAAACUUUGCAAAGGCACAGGCUAACACAUAGUGGGGGUGCCUCUUUAUAAGUGUAAAGACUGUGGGAAAACUUAUAGUUCUUCAGCUUCACUUCAGAUACAUGAAAGAACCUACACUGGGGAGAAAUCUUAUAAAUGUAAACAUUGUGGAAAAGCCUAUAGAUAUAAUCAGCCUUUCCAAACACAAAAGAGGACUCACACAAGAGAAAAAUUCUGUGAACAUAGAAAAUGUCGUAAAGCAUUCAGUUGUCCCAGUUCACUCUGGACACAUGAAAAGACUCAUACCAGAAAGAAACCUUAUGACUGUAAACAAUGUGGUAAAACCUUCAGAUAUUACCUCUCCUUCAAAACACAAAAGAGUUCACACUGGAGAGAAACCCUAUGAAUGUAAGUCAUCUGGUAAGACUUUCAGUUCUAACAUACGUUUCUAAAUACAUAAAAGAAAUCACAAUGGAGAAAAACCCUACCAAUGCAAAAAAUGUGGUAAAGCCUUCAGUUGUCUCAGUUCUUUUCGGAAACAUCAAAGAAUUCAUACUGGAGAAAAACCUUAUGAAUGUAAGGAAUAUGGAAAAGCCUUUAGAGCUCUUGCAAGCCUUCAUGUGCACAUAAUCACUCACACUAGAGUUGAACCUUAUAAAUGUAAGCAGUGUGGGAAAGUGUUGAGUUCCCCCAGUUCAUUUCAAAUACACCAGAGAAGUCACCCUGGGGAGACACCCUAUGAAUGUAAACAGUGUGGCAAAACCUUCAGGUAUUACCCCUCCUUUCAAAAACAUGAAAGAACCCACACUGGAGAGAAACCCUAUGAAUAUAGGAAAUGUAGAGGAACCUUUAGUUAUUCAACCUCACUUCGAAUUCAUGAAAGAACACACACUAGAGAGAAACUCUAUGAAUGUAACCAGUGUGGAAAAACCUGCAGAAAUUAUACUUCCUUAGAAACGCACAGAAGAAUUCAUAUUGGAGAGAAACCCUACGAAUGUAAACAAUGUGGAAAAGCCCUCAGAUGUUGUCAAAGUUUUCGAAGACAUGAGAGAAAUCACACUGGAGAAAAACCCUGAGUAUAAAAAAUGUCAUAAAGUGUUCAGGUGUCCCAGUUAUCUUCAAACACAUGGAAGAACUCACACUAGAAAAACCCUAUGAAUGUAAACAAUGUGAUAAAGCCUACAGAGGAUACAGUUCCUUACAAACACAUGAAAAGACUCACACAGGAGAGAAACCCUAUGAAUGUAAAGAAUGUGGGAAAGCCUUCAAUCAUCCCACUUCCUUCCGAAGGCAUGAAAGGACUCACCUCAUGGGGUAAAACCUUUUGACUGUAAAGAGUGUGGGAAAGACUUCAGUUGGUCUUCAUCGUUAAAUGUUA